This is a messenger RNA of Notolabrus celidotus (New Zealand spotty), 1776 nucleotides long. It is a transcript of the gene asic1c, whose product is annotated as acid-sensing (proton-gated) ion channel 1c. NCBI's taxonomy places the organism in Eukaryota, Metazoa, Chordata, Actinopteri, Labriformes, Labridae. The coding region runs from base 1 to 1698 and encodes 565 amino acids. The record is from RefSeq and is a predicted model, not a curated record. The transcript has 12 exons. Gene Ontology annotation, cellular component: membrane. Gene Ontology annotation, biological process: sodium ion transmembrane transport.
AUGGCUGAAGCACCAACAUCUGAAUCAAUUGCCCUGGGGCAGCAAAAACAAACUGAUGCCCAAGAGACUCCUCUUCAGAAAACUGAGUCCAGCUCACUCAAACCAUCAUGGAGAGAGAUGACAGUGUCUUUCAUAAUGAGGACCAAAGUCCAUGGUUUGAAGUUUAUCUUCUCUCCAGACAAGUCCAAACCACAGCGGGUCAUCUGGAUCAUGGCCUUUUUUGUUUGCGUAAGUCUUCUGUGCACCUGGUCGUGGAACCGAAUCCUCUACCUGAUGUCCUACCCGGCUGUCACAAAGAUCUAUAUGGUUUGGGCUCACAACAUGUCCUUCCCAGCUGUGACUUUCUGCAACAAAAACGUGUUCCGUGUAUCCACUCUGACCAAGGAUGACCUGUACCACAGCGGCUACUGGAUGGACCUCCUGUAUCCCAAUCACACUGUCAUGGAGAAGAGCCUGUCCAUACUCAAAGACAGCCACAAACAGGGUCUCCUCAGUCUGCUUGACUUCAACAACUACAGUCCACACCCCAACUACCGCAUCAACACCACCGAGAUGAUGGGGCGCCUUGGCCACCAGCUUGAGGAAAUGCUGCUGGAGUGCAGGUUCCGCGGGGAAGUCUGCACCCACAAAAACUUCAGCACUAUUUACACACGCUACGGAAAAUGCUACACAUUCAACUCGGGAUUAGACGGAAACCCUUUAUUGACCACGUUAAAGGGAGGCACAGGAAACGGCUUGGAGAUCAUGUUGGAUAUUCAACAGGAUGAAUAUUUGCCUGUUUGGGGAGAGACAGAUGAGACCUCCUACGAAGCAGGCAUCAAGGUUCAGAUCCACAGCCAGGACGAGCCGCCCUUCAUUGACCAACUGGGAUUUGGUGUGGCCCCUGGUUUUCAAACUUUUGUGUCAUGUCAGCAGCAACUGCUUCAGUACCUCCCUCCGCCUUGGGGAGAUUGCAAGUCUACGCCCAUAGACUCUGAAUACUUCUCCACGUACAGCAUCACCGCCUGCCGCAUCGACUGUGAGACCCGAUACCUGCUGGAGAACUGUAACUGCAGGAUGGUUCACAUGCCUGGAACCUCCACAGUUUGCACACCAGAGCAGUACAAAGACUGUGCUGACCCUGCUUUAGACUUUUUGGUAGAGAAAGACAACGAUUACUGUGUCUGUCAGACCCCCUGCAACAUGACUCGCUAUGGCAAGGAGCUGUCCAUGGUUAAGAUCCCCAGUAAGGCAUCUGCUAAAUAUCUGGCUAAGAAAUUCAACAAAACUGAGCAAUAUAUCGGAGAAAAUAUCUUGGUCCUGGACAUCUUCUUUGAAGCUCUGAAUUAUGAGAAAAUUGAGCAGAAGAAGGCCUAUGAAAUUGCAGGGCUCCUCGGUGACAUCGGCGGUCAGAUGGGGCUGUUUAUCGGAGCCAGUGUUUUAACAAUACUGGAAAUAUUCGACUACCUGUAUGAGGUGUUUAAGGAUAAGGUUUUGGGUUACUUCAUACGCAAGAAACGGCCGCAGCGUUGUCAGAGCGACAAUCUGUCCAUUGUCAUUUCUCCUUAUAAUCACCCGGACAAUAAAGAGUUUCCAGAGAACCCAACCAGCCCUGGUGUCACGCCUAAUCAUGCCCCCAGAGCACCUGUGACACCCUCCGGAGUCACUCGGACAGUCUCGGAUUCACGCCGAACAUGUUACCUCGUCACCCGACUUUAGGCAACUUUGAGGAGUUUGCCUGUUGACGACAUAACGUAGGGGUUGUGGGCGGGUGGGUAAGGGUGGCACAUCCGGGGA